Messenger RNA from Cladophialophora yegresii CBS 114405, 1494 nucleotides. RefSeq lists its product as uncharacterized. NCBI's taxonomy places the organism in Eukaryota, Fungi, Ascomycota, Eurotiomycetes, Chaetothyriales, Herpotrichiellaceae. The coding region runs from base 1 to 1494 and encodes 497 amino acids. The record is from RefSeq and is a predicted model, not a curated record. The transcript has a single exon.
AUGUCAGUUGAGAUACCAAGGUCAAUACCUUCGAUCCGAGCAUUGCGAAGAAGAACUUCUGGCAGGGUCUUUACUAUUGCCGAAGACGAGGGCAUACAGCAGGUCAACGGCCCAACUCCUGAUGGCGAGGAGGUGGAGGCGCAGCAGCAGCAGACGUCCCCUCUCUUUGUACCGGAGCGCGAGCAGCAGAAAGAGAACGAGACGCCAAAAGAUCAUCAGUCUAAAUCGAGUAACCAAGACUCGAUCUGGCAGACAACGAAAAGUGGCCGCAUCUUACUAGACCCAACCACCUUACCCGAGGACGCUAGUCCAGUAGAUGAUGAGGUGCUCCGACUGGAACACGGGGAGACGCUGCCCUCAGCUUUGGAAAGUCCUUCUUCACCUGUAGCAGAGGCAUCAAGUAUCUCCAAGGAGAAGAAGCGGCGAAGCCAAAAGACUCCGACUCUCGACAAGAGAAGGAGACCUCCAUCUUCGCCAGCUCGAUCUACAGUUGUGCCCCAAGAGACCUCGGCCGCUGCUCUUUCCUCUCGGGUUACAUUAGAGAAACCACCAGCGUCAUCCGUCCUGCCGCUCGCGGAUCGAAUCAGCAAAUACAGCAAACUUGCUAGGAAAGUGAGAAAGCAAGAAGAGCAAACUCCAGCCUCGGAACGCGAAGAAACUCCAAAAGAGGCAGACAAUAACGAAGAGGAUGAUUCUUACGUCGAAGAGAGCGAGCCGGAGCCCGAGACGCCUGCGGCAAGCAAAAGGACCACCAGACAGCCUCGGAAACCUCGCUCUAGUAGCAGAACCGCAGACGUGCCUGGUGGUAAGAAGCACACUGCGACAUUUCCAAUCCUGACUCACAGGCUCACAAACGUCUCGGCACUACCAACGAUCAACGAGGAGGAUGAAGAGGGCAUUCCUUCCGGAGAUGUGUCAUUCGAUUCUACAACCGCACGCACGCAACCCAAUGCGGUAGAUAUACUAGCCCAGAUCUGCCGCGAGACCAUCUCAAAUAUGGUAGAGCGCAUCGCUGCAUCAGCUCAGACUCUUUCAAAAGCCACAGCAAAUAAUCAACGGACAGCCCUCGAGGCAUUUGGAAAAGACCUAGACGACGAACUUUUCGCCAUGUCAGAAGCUGUCGAGAACCGCACCAACCUGGAAGCUCGCGUGCGGAAAAGCAAGCGAGAGAAAGCCGCCUUGCAAAGUGAAUAUCUUGAGCUCCGUCGCGAGCGAGAACAAAUCGCCCUCAAAUGCGACGCGGUUAGACGGCAACAUUGGGAGUGCGAAGAGGAGACAAGGCAGAAGUGGAUACUUAGCGACGCUGCCCGGCGUGUCGAGCAGGAGAUGGAGAGAAACGAGGCAGACGAAGAUGAGGGACUGGAAUGCUUGUUGCGCAGUGUGACAGACUCGGUCAGCAGCACUUCUGGUCGGGGUGGAAUUUUGGAUAGGGUCAAGUCAUUCAAUGCGCAUCUGGAAAACAUGGCGCUGCUUUUGGAGGGAAGGCGUGGUUGA